Messenger RNA from Dreissena polymorpha, 1848 nucleotides. RefSeq names its product zinc finger protein 862-like. Bases 1 to 1848 code for a protein of 615 amino acids. NCBI's taxonomy places the organism in Eukaryota, Metazoa, Mollusca, Bivalvia, Myida, Dreissenidae. Gene Ontology annotation, molecular function: protein dimerization activity. The record is from RefSeq and is a predicted model, not a curated record. The transcript has a single exon.
AUGCUCUGUACUCUAUGCCAGCAUUACCAGCCAAAUGGUGUUAACGGCGUAAGCGCAUGGUCACAGAAAGGCUGUGCAACUCUUCGUCUUGAUAAGGUCUUAGCACAUGAAUCUAGUUCUCAGCAUAGGAAUUCGAUCUCUCUUAGCCUGCAGAGCACCAUAUCGACGAUCGUCAACAAGGUGGAUCGCGAGUGUGAAGUCGCCCUCUUGGACGCACUGAAGGUUCUGCAGUUUUUAGUAGAACGGAACCUGCCAUUAAGCUUGUUUGCAGAUCUCACGGAUCUAUGCAUUGACGUUGGCUCUCCGAACCUUUCCAAGCUUAGGCUUGCAAAGAAUGCGUCUUACACGAGUUGGGACAUUGUAAACGAGUUACUGACCCUGCUGUGCAACCGUGUAAGGGAUGAAGUGAAAGAAGAAAUAAGGGCCGGUCCAUGCUACAGUGUGAUGGUGGACGAGGUGUGUGAUCUCACUGUCCAGAAGCACAUGGCCAUGUGUGUCAAGUACUUGGAUCCUGACGGGAAUAUGUGCACAUCGUACCUAGCCGACGUGACCCUCAAAUCAGCGACAGCCGACGUUAUCACUGAUGCCAUCACGCAGGUCAUUGAAGACAACGGCUUGGUAUUAGAUAACCUGACCGGAUUCGCUUCCGACGGCGCUGCAGUUUUCACUGGAGCAAAAACGGGCGUAGCUACACAACUCAAAGCACGGCGUCCGGGGCUAAUAACUGUCCACUGCAAGGACCACCGUCUAGCUCUUGCGUGCAAGGACAGUUUCAAAAGUAAUAAAAUUUUCGAGAAGACUGAUAGACUGCUGGAUGAUCUGUACAAGUAUUAUCGCAAUUCGUCGAAAAGGUCCGCGAGUUUGAAAGAUGUGCAGACCGCAUUUGACGAUGCUCCGCUUUCUGUUAAGGAAGCCAAACAUCACCGUUGGCUUAGUCAUGACAAGGCAGUAAGCGGCAUAGUUAGGUGCUACAGGAGCAUAGUUGUUGACCUGGAGAGCGCCAAUAUCGCUGAGGAUCCAAUCGGCAACGGAUUAUUGAAAAACCUGCGAGAUCCGGUCACACUGCAGGUUCUCAUGCUUCUUGCCGAUGCACUGCCUCAUCUCUCAGCACUCAGCCUGUACUUUCAAUCAGAGUCUGCCAACCUUGGAUUGGCUAAAGCAAAUGUUGAUAAGACCCUUCGGCUCCUUUUGAAGCUGAAAAAUGUGAACGGGAUAUGGCUCGGAAAAACCAAAGACCUCAUGACUGAUUUAGGGAUCAGUCCUACCAAAGAAAACAAUGAAACCUUUAGGAUUGCAAGAGAAGAUUUCUUGGACGCUCUGACAGGUAAUAUAGAGCGAAGAUUUGAAGAUUCCGCCAUUGUCGAGGCACUUUCCAUUCUGGACCUUUCAACACUAUCUGAGAUUCCAGCCUUCUAUGGGACACACGAAAUGGAGCAGCUAGCAUCUCACUACGGGAUGGAUGGCGAAGAUCUACAGAUCCAGUGGCAGGGUUUCACUGAACUAGCAUCUUCAUUUGCCUGUAAUGAAAGAUCGUUAGUUAACCUUGGGCGUCUAUUUCAUGGCAGGGCACACGUGGACAAAGGGUUGACUAUUGCCUACCCGUUGGUGUCCCGUCUUGUGAGCAUUGCUCUGGUUCUACCGCUUAGUACUGCCACUGUUGAAAGAGUCUUUUCCCAGCUGAAACUUAUUAAGACAGAUCACAGGUGUUCACUGGGAGCAGACACAAUUGACAAACUGCUUAUGGUAAAGUUAAAUGGGAGCAUGGAGCGAUUUGAUCGCCUCAGAUCUGUUGUGGUGGCGGACUUUUUUGAAAUUAAAAAUCGACGUCUUUCUAAGGCCAUUAAGUAA